AUGGAUGUCGCCCAGACUCUCGUGCGCUCCGUGAUGCGCGCCUUCUACACCACUCAAGAGAUCCUCGUCAUUGAAGCCCUCGUCACACACUCCGUCCUGCGCGAUGAUGAGCUGGCCUAUCUGAUGAAGAUGAACCUCAAGGAUCUACACCGACUCUGCGCAGGCCUGCGCGACGCACGCUUCCUCGUCGUGCACACGCGCCCCGAGAUGCAGCAGGGCAAGACACGGCCCGUCAACCGCACUUACUACUACAUCGACUACCGGCAGACGAUCGACGCAAUCAAGUGGCGCGUUUACAAGACCGACAAGGAUAUGCAGGGCAUCGCCAAGCCGGCCGAUGAGGCUAAAGAGUACUUUUGCCCGCGCUGCAAGGCCCAGUGGACGCAGCUCGAGGUGCUCGACUCGUGCUCGCAGCUGGGCUUCACAUGCCAGCGCUGCGGCACCGUGCUAGAGCGCUCGCAGGAGCGCGAGACUCCGGGCCACCAGCAGCUGUCGCGCAUGAAUAACCAGUUCAAGUUCAUGACCGACAUGCUACAGCAGAUCGACAAGCAAGUCGUGCCGGAGUGCACGUUUGAGAAGGCACUCGCCAAUGCCCGCCCUAUCGUGCGCGACGCGGCUCAUGAGGUGGCGCCUAGUGUGCCCGUAGACACGUCCACCUACAACAAGCCGUCUGCCGUCAAGGGUUUGGCUAAUGUCGGACCUAAGACCAUGCAGGUUACUAUCUCGGAUGGCAACGACGAGCAGGAGAGGCUGGAGGAGAAGCGCCGCAAGGAGCGCUUGCUUAAGGAGAAUGCUUUGCCCUCAUGGAUCACAGAGAGCUCAGUUCCCACCACUUCCAACUUUUCGACUAUCAUCCAGCCGCAGACCCGUUCAUUUGAGAUGGUCGAUGCACAUGACGACUCUUCCAAGCCUGCCUCCAAGCGUGUCAAGCUAGAAGAUGGGGCUGCGGCCGAGGUUAAGGUUGAGGGCAACAACGGGACUAUGGAGAUGAGCUUCAAGAUGGAGGAAGAAGAUGCUGACGAGGACGAUCUGGAAUUCGAAGAUGUUGUGUGA
Thermochaetoides thermophila DSM 1495 is the source of this 1053-nucleotide messenger RNA. RefSeq names its product transcription initiation factor TFIIE (alpha subunit)-like protein. The transcript has a single exon. NCBI's taxonomy places the organism in Eukaryota, Fungi, Ascomycota, Sordariomycetes, Sordariales, Chaetomiaceae. The record is from RefSeq and is a predicted model, not a curated record. Gene Ontology annotation, biological process: transcription open complex formation at RNA polymerase II promoter; transcription initiation at RNA polymerase II promoter. Gene Ontology annotation, cellular component: transcription factor TFIIE complex. The coding region runs from base 1 to 1053 and encodes 350 amino acids.